UUUCAAAAGCGUUUUUAAAUUACUUUUCCUUUAUACACUAAAACAGAAUAAUUGCUCCUAAGGCUGGUGAAUUGUGAAGCUAAAUGAAAUAUAAUAUUAAGAAUACUCAUUGUGAACUAAUUACAUAAUGACUGACAACUUUUGGACAUACACAAAGAACUUUUUCGGAUUUCGUGCAGAUAGAAAUUGCAGUAUCGCAGGACCUGGAGAAGUAGCUUCUGAUCAAUGUCUUGGAAGAAAGAGGAAAGCUUCUAAGUCGUGCCCUACCUGCCUGGCUUCCUACUGUGAGACUCAUAUCCAGCUCCACUUGGGGGAUCCGAUUCUGAAGAGACACAGACUGGAGGCACCAAUUAGUAACCUUCAGGAGAGAACCUGUCUGAGUCAUCGUAAACCGCUGAAGCUUUUCUGUAGGACUGACCAAAAGUGCAUCUGUGAGAAGUGUGGGAAUACUAAACACAGGAGGCACGAGCUGGUAGAUCUGGAGACUGAAAUUACAGAGAAAAAGUAUCAGGUGGUUACAACACAGAGAGAAUACAAGCGGAGAGUUGAGGAGAGAAAAAAGAAGGUGAAGAAGAUGAAGCAAACUGUGCAACAACUGAGGAGUUCUGCAGAGAAUGAAAUUUUCGCAUGUGAGGAAAUAUUCAGGUCCAUCAUUCAAUCUACUGAGAGGCUAAAGUCAGAGGUGACUGAGUUGAUUCGUGAUCACGAACAGAGGGAAGCGAACAAAGCUAAUGAGUCUAUAAAGACACUGGAUAAGGAGAUGAAGGAACUGGAGCAGAGAGACACUGAGAUAACAAAACUUUCAAACACUGACAACCCCAUUCAAUUACUCCAGAACUUCCCAACUGUCUGUGUCCCUCCAACAGAUUCACACAUGCCCAAUGUCAACAUCAAUGUGGAACUUUUUUCUAAGACUCUACAGAAGGACCUCUUAAAUCUUAAAAGGAGUCUUCGCAAAAUCAACGUUUGGAAAUUUGUUAAACCUAAAGGUUAUGAUGAUCCUGUUGACAUCCUUCAAAAUAUGUGUACAAGAAAUUUCCUUUUAAAAUAUUCUUGUCAGCUUACAUUCAACCCCAACACAUUAAACGAACACCUCCAUCUGUCUGAAGGAUACAAAAGGGUGACAUUUGGAAAUAAGAUUCAAUAUCCCAAGCAUCCUGACAGAUUCAACUACUGGUCCCAAGUGCUGUGCAGAGAAGCUCUCUCCGGGACCCGGUUAUACUGGGAAGUGCAGUGGAGUGGAGAGAUCGAAAUAGGAGUUGUGAAGGAAAUCAGCAGGAGGGGAAAUGGCAACGAUUGUCGUCUGGGAAGAAAUGUCAAGUCCUGGUGUUUGAGAUGCUCUGCUUCCCGUUACUCUGCGUGGCAUGAUAACAAGGAGACCCCACUGACUGCCCCUGGAUGUGAUAGAGUAGGUGUGUAUCUGGAUUGUCCCGCUGGCUUGCUCUCAUUUUUUAGUGUUUCAGAUACCAUCACCCGCCUAUAUACAUUCAAGGCUUCCUUCAUGGAGCCGCUUUAUGUGGGGUUUUGGCUUGGAUUUGAAUCGAGUGUAAUGAUCUUGAAAGAGUGAAACCGUUAACCACCAUUUUAUUCCCAUCAUUCCUAGUGGUAGAAAGGUUAAGGCAAUGGAAAAAUGAGGGAGCCGAUCAGCAGCAGGGUUUCUUAUAAAGAGGAAGCAAAUUUUACAUUUUUUUGAUGAAUUUGGGUGAAAAUAAUGCUUUCUGAAUUGUGUGGAAAUAAGAUUUGUAAUAUUUAACUUUGUGAGGGGUGUUGAUAUAGGAAUAUAGGAUUAUUUAGAUAAGAUGCAGCUUUAAAGUGAAUAAAAUAUGUAAACAAGAAUUUUCAGCUCAUAAACUCCCAUCAUCCCUAGUGUCAUCAAGGUAAAGUCAAUGGAAAAAUAAAGGAGCCGAUCAACAGCAGGGUAUCUUAUACAGAGAAAGCAAAUUUUACAUUUAUUGAUGAAUUUGGGUGCAAAUAAUGUUUUUUAAAUUGUGUGGAAAUAAGACUUCCAAUAUUUAACUUUGUGUGGGGUGUUGAUAUAGGAAUAUAGGAUUAUUUAGAUAACAUAUAAAAACAAGAAUGUUGACUCUUAAGGAAUGGCUAAUAUUAUAAUCAUUGUAUAUGUAACAGGAGUUUCACAUGGCUGGGCUUAGCAAGUGCUUCUAGGCAGCAUGUUAGUCAUCGGACAUAUUGCAGAUUAAUUUGAGGGCUGACUAGAAAUAUGCAAAUACAAAAGCAAACACUUGUAUAGUGCCAUGACUAUAAAUUCUACAAGAUAUAUGCUCAGCAAAACUAACUAGUAUGUGCUUCUACGAAGAUAUAAAAUAAGUGAUCGGGACCUUUUACUUUAGCAGGACCAUGAUAUUCAUAUAAGCUACAUGGUAGUGACAAGAGUAGCUUCACUGACAAAUAACAAAUCUGCAGGUUAUCAGAUGUCUGAUUUUUAGCUUAAUUCGACUCUUGCUUUAUGUCAAUUAGUACUUUUCCAAAAGAAAAACCUUAUCGAGACAUUAUAUAAAAGAAAUAUUUAGAGAGCACUUUCUGUGACAUUGUUGCUGAGUUUGCCACUUCCAACAGCAACCCAACAAUUACAAACAUCUCAACCGGCUUAUGAAGAAAAAAACUGUGGACUUGCGUAACUGCUCAGUGUGAACCUCCUGACAUGAAGCUUACUGUGUGUACACUGAUUUAAAUCACUCAGCUUGUAUGUUUUCAUUUAUUUAACUGCUAGUUUUGAUUAUGCCUGGUUUCUUUGCAAAUAUUGUAAACAUAGAGCUUAAGGUAAAAUAAAGUUGGCUAUUGCCUCAUUGAAUCAAA
Erpetoichthys calabaricus (reedfish) is the source of this 2814-nucleotide messenger RNA. RefSeq names its product tripartite motif-containing protein 16-like. Gene Ontology annotation, molecular function: protein binding; zinc ion binding. The coding region runs from base 128 to 1567 and encodes 479 amino acids. The record is from RefSeq and is a predicted model, not a curated record. The transcript has 6 exons. Lineage: Eukaryota; Metazoa; Chordata; Cladistia; Polypteriformes; Polypteridae.